Messenger RNA from Oryzias melastigma (Indian medaka), 2233 nucleotides. It is a transcript of the gene tuba5, whose product is annotated as tubulin alpha 5. Gene Ontology annotation, biological process: mitotic cell cycle; microtubule cytoskeleton organization. Bases 189 to 1541 code for a protein of 450 amino acids. Gene Ontology annotation, molecular function: structural constituent of cytoskeleton; GTP binding. Lineage: Eukaryota; Metazoa; Chordata; Actinopteri; Beloniformes; Adrianichthyidae. The record is from RefSeq and is a predicted model, not a curated record. The transcript has 5 exons. Gene Ontology annotation, cellular component: microtubule; cytoplasm.
CUGAGGGGGAGAAAUGGCUCGAUGUGAGCAGAAAGUUACCAUCCUUCCCCUCCCUCCAUGCGAGCUCCCUCCUCGUGGAAGCUCAUAUAAAGAGUCUCCAGGAGUCCCGUCCUAACAGACCCUGCAGAGGAGCAGCACCGUGACUGUAACUCCAGCUUUCUACACCAGAUUUUCUCUCCUGGAGGAACAUGAGAGAGUGCAUCUCCAUCCAUGUGGGCCAGGCGGGGGUCCAGACGGGAAAUGCAUGCUGGGAGCUGUUCUGCUUGGAGCACGGCGUCGGUCCGGAUGGAGUCUUCCUGGACGAUCCCGCCGAGCCCAACUCGCGAGAAGAUCCGUUCAACACGUUCUUCAACACCGGCAGCUUUGGCCGCCACGUUCCGAGAGCGAUCUACGUCGACCUGGAGCCUUCGGUCAUAGAUGAGGUGAGGGUUGGGAAGUACAGGGAACUCUUCCACCCUGAACAGCUGAUCUCUGGAAAGGAAGACGCAGCCAACAACUACGCCCGAGGUCAUUACACCGUCGGGAAGGAGAUCAUCGACGGAGUCAUGGAGCGAAUUCGGAAAAUGACGGAUCAGUGCACCGGUCUGCAGGGAUUCCUGGUCUUCCACAGCUUCGGAGGGGGCACCGGUUCAGGUUUCACCUCUCUCCUGAUGGAGCGUCUGUCGCUAGACUACGGCAAGAAAGCAAAGCUGGAGUUUGCCGUGUACCCAGCUCCCCAGGUGUCCACGGCGGUGGUGGAGCCCUACAACGCCAUCCUGACCACCCACACCACCCUGGAGCACUCCGACUGCGCCUUCAUGGUGGACAACGAGGCCAUCUACGACAUCUGCCGGCGCAACAUGGACAUCGAGAGUCCGGGAUACACCAACCUCAACAGACUGAUUGGUCAGAUCGUGUCCUCCAUCACGGCCUCGCUCCGUUUCGACGGCGCCCUAAACGUCGACCUGACGGAGUUCCAGACCAACCUGGUUCCAUUCCCUCGCAUCCACUUCCCUCUGGUGACUUAUUCGCCCAUCAUCUCUGCGGAGAAGGCGUACCACGAGCAGCUGACCGUGUCCGAGAUCACCAGCUCCUGCUUUGAACCGACCAAUCAGAUGGUCAAAUGCGAUCCUCGUCAAGGCAAGUACAUGGCCUGUUGCAUGCUGUACCGAGGGGACGUCCUCCCCAAAGACGUGAACGCCGCCAUAGCAAGCAUCAAGACCCGCCGCUCCAUCCAGUUUGUUGACUGGUGCCCGACUGGAUUCAAGGUGGGCAUCAAUUAUCAGCCUCCAACUGCAGUCCCUGGAGGCGACCUGGCCAAAGUUCAGCGUGCUGUGUGCAUGCUGAGCAACACCACCGCCAUUUCUGAGGCCUGGUCCCGCCUCGACCACAAGUUUGACCUGAUGUACGCCAAGCGUGCGUUUGUUCAUUGGUACGUGGGCGAGGGCAUGGAGGAGGGGGAGUUCGCGGAGGCCAGAGAGGACCUGGCCUGCCUGGAGAAGGAUUAUGAGGAGUUGGGCCGGAUGAGUUCCGACUCUGAAAACGACGAUGAAGAAGUCUAGUGCUACGUUCACACUGGACAAGCAGGGAGGGGCUUCUUCUUCUCUUUCUACAGUUUACUAGCGCAUGUCCGCCACCUAUAGUUGAAAGAGGCUUGUGGGAAAUGUCGAAGCGGAGAUAAUUUUGCCUCAGGUUUAUUAUUUCAUUUGGUGAAAGACACGUAUAAUUCUGGCCGAACAAAAACCACAAUUAUCAAUUUCUCCCCGUGACUUAAAGGGGACGUCAUCCAUACGUCACUACCAAAUCCAAGUCCCUGAUUGGUCAACCUGGUUUGACUUUCGCAGAUUUUGUAUGUAGAGUCCACUGUAAAUAGCUACGUAUGAACGUGAGAGUUUUAAAUACGCAAACCUGAUACACACAUUUACGCAUUUUAUCAAAGACUUUUCACUGGAAGUGAUGGUUUGAACGCGCACUGCAGAGGGCGGCGUGAUUUCAUCCUAACACCACAGUCAGACUAUUCUCCCGCUAAACCACAGAAAGGAAAUUUCUGUCUAAUUUGUACAAAAUAUACAGUAUCUUCUAGGUUUUUAUUUAAAUCUGAAACCUUUGGAAAUAGUUACCUAUGAUGUCACAUUAUUAAUUUUUAGUAACCAUAAAAAAUGGGUAUUAUUAUACUUCAAAUGACGAUUUUCUCUUAACUAAUAAAGUUUUUUUCUUCUCGUUGUUGUUUACAUUUUACAUCAAAUAAAGAUUU